UAGUUGAGAUGUCAAGUGCCACCUAAUCCACACCCAUUGCUCCCUCUCCUCCUACCUUUUCAAUCUUCUAUAUGCAAUUCAUGUAUUUAUAGCUGUGGGAUAUGACGAGAGCUCUCCGCAGGACAAGGCCAGCUCCGAUGGAGAAGCCAAGUAACUCGUCGACGGCUACCACGGAAGAGAGCAGUUGGGCCUCUUACAUCGCCGACUUCGUCGCAACGCAGCAGGCGGAAGAAUCCAUGCGGGCUUCCAAGAAGCUUAGCACUAAGAGGAGGAAGACAGCCGCGGAGGACGACGACGACCCCUUGGAGGACACUGCAACGUCUCCUGUCAAAACUCGUAGAGUCGGUGUCUCCGAUCAGUCGCACAUGAAGCCAGGGAAGAGGAAGCAGACCGAGGUAGAUGAUGUCGGCUUUGUGAGGUCUGAAGAACUGAGCAAGGACGCUGAUGACGUGAACUCGGCUAGGAGUUCAUGUGGGCGUACAGAUCUGAGGAAGAAGGGCCUCUGCUUGGUCCCUUUGUCCAUGGUGAUGCACUAUCUCGAGUAGCUUGUACACAAAGUUAGCUCACCAAAAGGAAAAUCCCAUUUCAGCAUUAAUCUCUCUCUCUCUCUCUCUCUCUCUCUCAGAGACUCCAUAAUGUGAGUGAUGUGUAGCUUGCAAAUUAAGUUAGCUCACCAAAAGAAAAUUCCCAUUUCAGCAUUAAAGACUCUCUCUCUCUCUCUCUCUCUCUGGUAUAUGUUAUCUGGUAGGUAAUAGAUCAUAUUUUUGCUUAGCUAAUACACAGUUUAAUAU
Musa acuminata AAA Group (dessert banana) is the source of this 791-nucleotide messenger RNA. RefSeq lists its product as uncharacterized. The record is from RefSeq and is a predicted model, not a curated record. The transcript is spliced from 3 exons. Gene Ontology annotation, biological process: xylem development. The coding region runs from base 102 to 545 and encodes 147 amino acids. Lineage: Eukaryota; Viridiplantae; Streptophyta; Magnoliopsida; Zingiberales; Musaceae.